AUGGACGGCUACCGUAGAGGCAGAGAAGGGCCCAUGGACUGGGAGGUCACCCAAGAUGCCACCGCCGCACCCUCUUCCUCUCGCCUCGCCUCCACCCACAACGACGACGCCAUGGACAUUACAUUUCAGGACGAAUCUAUCAGAGACGUCAGCAUGGCCGACGAGGAUGCUGAUGAUACGCAGACUGGGGAGAUUAUUCAAGACGGCGCCAAUGAACAUUUGUCCAGCGAUGCGGCUGCGAUUGAAGAGAUUCCUCGUCCGCGAGACGAAGCAAGCAAAGCAUCUUCUUCAAAAAAUGCCUCAUCAUCAUCCGCCCUCGUAUCCCUCUUCGGAUCCAAGUCGACCAGGCAGAGGUCAAAGAAAUCAAGGAGGAGGAGAGGCAGCCACAGUAGCGUCGGAAGCAGUGUGGGAGAUAAGGAUGAGGGGCAUGGAGCAGCAGGGCAAUGGCCACUGGCCCCCGUGGUAGGCACUGUCAUCAACUACCUCGUACCCCCGGUGCCAGCUCCAUCAGCCGCCUCGGCUGCCUCAUCGCAUCAAUACACCGAGCAACAGCUACGGAGAGUCAGUGCAGCUCAAAAAGCACACAAUACCCUUCAUCCCAGAGAGAAGCCCCUCCUACUGCUGAGCUAUGCUCAGCUGGCUUUCAAUUCGUCGCUGCUACUUCUGGCCGGCUACGUCGUCUUUGCACUGGUCUGGACCAUCAGACUAGACGUUGUUGAAAGGCUGAGGGAAAUUGAAGAUGCCUAUCACCACUCUAUUGCUACUUGCCAACGAUCCCACUCCCUCAAUUGCCUCAUCGUACCCCUUCCGCCGGCCCUAAUCGCAGCAUGUGACGAGUGGGAGAGAUGCUCGCACAGGAAGCUGACAGAAGUCCUAGGCGGAUCCAGACUACGCGUAGUCAUUGAAGUGCUCUCGGAAGCCUGGGAGGUCGGAGUGGGAGGGCUCGGCUGGAGGACAUUGGGCUUUUCGCUGCUGCUGCUCAGCGUCAUCUUAGGUGGAGCCAAUAGCACUCUCAAUGGAUUGCGCAUGGGCGUGUUGCGCAAAUCUCGUCGUAGCAAGGGACGUCAACAGCAGGAGGAAGAGGAAGAAGAAGCAGAAGAGGCAGAAAGGCGGCGUCUGCGGAGAGAGAGGGCAGAGAGGGAGACGAUGGCUCUCUCGUCGGGUGCGUCUUACUCUUCGGCACAAGCUCUACCUCCUCCUCCGUCGGCCUACGCAGCCUUUUCGCCUCACCACAUCGAUCCUUACGGCUUUCAACGCAACCCGCCCUUCUACGUCAUGGAUCAGUCUGCCAGUCCCUCCACUAUGCACAGUCCUCCAGUCAGGGCGAGGGGCCGGAAUCCUCUGUAUGCAGUGCCGAGGGCGCGUCCGCAGAACGAUGACGCCAGUGAAGGUUGGGUCGAUGAAGAUUAA
Molecule: messenger RNA, 1410 nt
Organism: Microstroma glucosiphilum
Lineage: Eukaryota; Fungi; Basidiomycota; Exobasidiomycetes; Microstromatales; Microstromataceae
Exons: 2
Coding region: 1-1410 (469 amino acids)
Biological process (GO): nuclear envelope organization; lipid homeostasis
Cellular component (GO): nuclear membrane; nuclear envelope
Source: RefSeq, a predicted model, not a curated record